AUGAUAUGCUUAAGCACCAAGUACAAAGAUGUCAAGAUCCCCGUUCCUGAGUUGAGAAUUGAGCUUCGCUCGUACAAUGUGUCUUUUACCCCGGAUCAGAGUCGGUGGCCUAGUGGUCUACAUCUUGCUGUCGACUAUUACCCCUCUCAAUGGCCCGAGUACAUGUGGGAGCCAGACAUGGCUGCCAUGAGAGAUGCCAAUAUCAGUUACGUCCGAGUCAGUGAAUUCGACUGGGAAGUUCUGGAGCCAUCAGAGGGCGUAUACAACUUUACUCUUCUGGACACAACCUUGGAGCUGUUUGGCAAAUAUGGUCUCAAGGCCAUUGUUGGCACCCCUACUGCAGCUCCACCAAACUGGUUGACGGAGAAGUAUGAUGUCAACUUCGUGGACCGUACAAACCAGACUCUCAUUUUCGGAUCCCGAAGACAUUACAGCUUCUCUUCAUUUGACUACAGGAAGCUUAGCCAAGGUAUAACGCAGAAACUUGCUGAGCGUUAUGGCAAUCAUUCGAACAUCGUCGCCUGGCAACUUGACAACGAAUUUGGCUGCCACGAUACUGUCCGCUCCUACGAUCAUGACGCUAUCAUCAGAUUCAGAACAUGGUUGAAGGAGAAAUAUGGUUGCGUUGAGAAGAUGAACGAAGCCCAAGGUCGAGUCUUCUGGAGUUCUCAAUACGUCAGUUUCGACACUGUUCAGCCCCCGUUUCUGAACGUCUACAUGCCCAAUCAGGCACAAAUACUGGAUUGGUAUACCUUCAGCUCGGACAUGGUUAUUGAUUUUGCCAAGGAGCAGACUGCUAUCAUCAGACAACAUGCACCUAGUCAUGCGGUGACCACAAACUUUAUGGUCAGCUACACGGACUUUGACCAUUACAAGUUCAAUCGUGAAGUCGGACUUGACUUUGCGACUUUCGACAACUAUCCCCUUGCCGGUGUGUCUGAGGGAAAUGAAUACCUGCGUACCGGACUGCCGGAUUUGCAAGCUAUGCAGCAUGCUAUAUAUCGUGGUAUCGCUGGUGCUGCAUAUGGAGAAAACAACGGUCCUUUUGGUGUCAUGGAGAUGCAACCUGGCGUGCUGAAUUGGAAUACUUAUCGUGUGUCCCCGCUGGAAGGUAUGGUCCGUCUUUGGACACUGGAGACCUUUGCCUCGAAAGGUAAUUUAGUCAACUACUUCAGAUGGAGACAGGUCCCCUAUGCACAGGAGCAGACACUUUCUGGAUUGUUCGUUUCUGAUAAUACGCCUGAUGAAGGAUUUGGUGAGACCCAGGUCGUGGCUUUGGAAGAUUUGCCAGCACUUCGCGAAUCUAUGUCAACAGAGGAAACACAGGCUAGUGUAGCUCUGGUGUUUGACUAUACUUCCGUCUGGGCCUGGAAUAUCGAACCAUAUAGUGGAUCCUACUCGCCAAAAGAUGCAGGAUUUGAAAAUAUCGGACUAACAUAUCUCGAAGUUGUUGCUUCGUUCUACACUUCGCUUCGCCGCCUGGGGUUGAACAUCGAGGUAAUAUCCCCCGAGCAGGACCUGAGUCGAUACAAGAUGGUUGUGGUACCCAGUUUGCCUAUUAUUCCAGCCGCUUUCAACGAAGCAUUAUCCUCAUACAACGGCACUGUGAUCUUCGGCCCACAUACCGGCUCUCGUACCCCCAACUUUGCGUACCCACCUGGUCUCAACCCCUCUGCAGGCACUAUCCGCGACAAACUACCCAUGAAGGUCACGCGAGUGGAGACUCCGCCUUCGUACGCCAACAGUGGAGUCUCGUACGCAGAAAAAACCUACAACAUCUCUGCAUGGGAAGAAACCGUCAUUUGUGCCCGCGACAACGAGACAAGCACUAUAACCAUCACAUCAACUUCUGUACACAAAAAGGGCAAACCAGCUGCUUGUGCAAAGAACAAAUUCCACUAUCUUGCUUUUAAUCCUCCUGUUGAACUCUUGGUGUCCUAUAUUGGGGACAUGGCUAAAGCAGUAGGGGUCAAGGAUGUUUUCGGUAGAGUUGUGGGCAAGGAGAAUGAUCUUGGAGAUAACCUGAGGGUUUUGGAACGAGGGGGAUUGGUAUGGGCGUUCAACUAUGGAGCCGAGGAUAUUAAGGCGCCUGAGGUCAAUGGAACGGUGGUGUUGGGUGGAGGGGAGGGAGGAAAUGGCACGGAGAUUGGAGGGGCGGGUGUUAGGGUGUGGAAGCUGCAAAGCUCAUAG
This is a messenger RNA of Aureobasidium subglaciale EXF-2481, 2190 nucleotides long. RefSeq names its product glycoside hydrolase family 42 protein. The transcript is spliced from 2 exons. Gene Ontology annotation, molecular function: beta-galactosidase activity. Gene Ontology annotation, biological process: carbohydrate metabolic process. NCBI's taxonomy places the organism in Eukaryota, Fungi, Ascomycota, Dothideomycetes, Dothideales, Saccotheciaceae. The record is from RefSeq and is a predicted model, not a curated record. Gene Ontology annotation, cellular component: beta-galactosidase complex. Bases 1 to 2190 code for a protein of 729 amino acids.